This is a messenger RNA of Nerophis lumbriciformis (worm pipefish), 8729 nucleotides long. It is a transcript of the gene dscaml1, whose product is annotated as Down syndrome cell adhesion molecule like 1. The record is from RefSeq and is a predicted model, not a curated record. Gene Ontology annotation, biological process: cell-cell adhesion. Gene Ontology annotation, molecular function: protein binding. Lineage: Eukaryota; Metazoa; Chordata; Actinopteri; Syngnathiformes; Syngnathidae.
CCGCAAGAGCCAGUCCAGUCCAGCACGGAGCUUCGCCUUCUUGGCCGACCCUGCUGCGCCGUGCGCUGUUCUUCUUUUUGGAAGGGGACUGCACCACAUUUCUGUCAACUAAAACUGCUUUUAAUGGCAUGUGGCUUGUAACUUUACUUCUGCUGUAUUCUUUGCAAGAAGUCAACAGUGAGGAUGUUGUCUCUACGCGACUGUACUUUGUGAACGCAUCCCUGCAGCGGGUGACCUUCUCCAGCUCGGUGGGGGUGUCCCUGCCCUGCCCCGCGGGCGGCGCCCCCCAUGCCGUCCUGCGCUGGUACCUGGCUGCCGGAGACGACAUUUACGACGUACCCCACAUCCGCCACGUGCACGCCAACGGCACUCUCCAGCUCUACCCCUUCUCCCCGUCUGCCUACAACAGCAUCAUUCAUGACAACGAGUACUUCUGCACCGCCGAAAACCAGGCGGGAAAAAUCCGAAGCCCCAGCAUUCACAUCAAAUCAGUGUUCAGGGAGCCAUAUACAGUCCGUGUGGCUGACCAGCGCUCCAUGCGGGGUAAUGUCGCUGUCUUCAAGUGCCUCAUCCCCUCUGCUGUCCAGGAGUACGUCAGCGUGGUGUCCUGGGAGAAAGACACCGUGUCCAUUGUCCCAGGGAACCGUUUUUUCCUGACCUCAUUUGGCGCUCUGUAUAUCUCAGAAGUGCAGAAGGAAGACGCUCUGUCCACCUACCGCUGUAUCACAAAGCACAAGUACAGCGGAGAGACUCGGCAAAGCAAUGGAGCAAGGCUUUCUGUUAUGGACCCUACGGAGUCCACCCCGUCUGUGCUGGACAGUUUCCAGUCCGGUGAGGUGAAGGUAGGGCACAACGUGGAGCUGCCGUGCAUCGCAUCAGGCUACCCGAACCCCGCCAUCAGGUGGUUAAAGGACGGGCGGCCACUGCCGAUAGAAUCCCGUUGGACGCGCCACAUCACAGGCCUCACGAUUUCCGACUUGAGGUUGGAGGACAGCGGCAACUACAUCUGUGAGGUCACCAACAGUUUCGGCUCCAAAGAGGUGACGGGUCACCUCAACGUCAUAGAGCCCCUGCGGGUCACCUUGUCCCCCAAGAACCUCAAGACAGGGAUCAGCAGCACGGUCAUCCUGUCCUGUGCCGUCCAGGGUUCUCCCCACUAUAUUGUGUCUUGGUACCGUAACACAGAGCCCGUCCUGCCUGACCAACACUUCUCCAUCCAGGGCGCUCACAACGAGACCUUGUUUAUUUCUGCUGCCCAAAAAAGACACUCAGGAGCCUACCAGUGCUUUGCCACGCGUAAGGGUCAAACUGCCCAGGACUUCUCAAUCAUUCUGCUGGAAGACGGCACACCACGUAUUGUGGCUUCCUUCAGCGAGAAGGUGGUGGUUCCGGGCGAGCCCUUUUCCCUGAUGUGUACCGCCAAAGGAGCCCCUCCCCCAACCAUCACCUGGACCCUGGACGACGAGCCGGUGGCCCGCGACCUGUCCCGCGUGCGAGCCAGCCAGUACACGCACUCGGACGGCAGCACAGUGAGCUACGUCAACGUCAGCAACCCCCAGAUUCGCGACGGAGGAUUGUAUCGGUGCGCCGCACGAAACUCGGCCGGUAGCGCCGAGUACCAAGCGCGCAUAAACGUAAGAGGUAAUCCGAGGAUUCGGCCGAUGAAAAACAUCACAGCGGUGGCAGGACGGAGCUCUUUUGUAAAUUGCCGGGUGAUCGGCUACCCGUAUUAUUCCAUCAACUGGUACAAGGAAGGACUUCUGCUGCCUGACAAUCAUCGUCAGGUGGUGUUCGAAAACGGCACCCUGAAGCUCACCGACGUCCAGAAGGGGAUGGACGAGGGGGCGUACAUCUGCAGCGUGCUCAUACAACCUCAGCUCUUCAUCAAGCAGACUGUUUAUGUCACCGUCAAAGUUCCUCCGCUGAUCCAACCGUUCGACUUCCCGCCGACCUCCAUCGGUAAGCUGAUGUACAUCGCCUGCGUGGUGGCGUCCGGCGACAUGCCCAUACGCAUCACGUGGCGCAAGGACGGCCAGGAGAUCGUGCCUUCGUCGGGCAUCACCAUAGACACCAAGGAGUUCAUGAGCUCCCUGCAAAUCUCCAAGGUGUCGCUCAAGCACAACGGCAACUACACCUGCAUCGCCAGCAACGACGCCGCCACUGUGAGCACUGAGAGGCAGCUCACAGUCACAGUGCCUCCUCGUUUUGUGGUGCAGCCCAACAACCAGGAUGGAAUCUACGGGAGGUCGGGGAUUUUAAACUGCUCAGUUGAUGGGUACCCUCCUCCUAAGGUCAUGUGGAAGCAUGCCAAAAGUGCACUAGCUGGUAUUGGGAGUCCACAGCAGUACCACCCCGUGCCUCUGACGGGCCGCAUACAGAUCAUGAAUAAUGGCUCGCUGCUCAUCCGACAUGUCCUGGAGGAGGACCGGGGCUUUUACCUGUGCCAGGCAUCCAACGGGGUGGGCUCCGACAUCAGCAAGAGCAUGGUGCUCACUGUUAAGAUCCCAGCCAUGAUCACAAGCCACCCCAACACCACCAUGGCCAAGAAGGGUCACGUUAAGGAGCUGAACUGCACCGCCAGGGGAGAAUGGCCCAUCAUCAUUCGCUGGGAGAGAGGCGACACGGUCAUCGACCCUGACCGCAAUCCCCGCUACUCUAUUACCACCAGCCCCAACGAGAAGACGGACGAGGUGUUGUCCACGCUCAAGCUGAAGCCAGCAGAGCGCGAGGAUUCUGUCUUUUUCUCCUGUCAUGCCAUCAACUCGUAUGGUGAAGGGCGAGGGCUCAUUCAGCUCACGGUGCAAGAGCCUCCGGACCCUCCAGAACUGGAAGUGCGAGAAGUGAAAGAUCGCAGUAUGAACUUACGGUGGACUCAGAGGUUUGAUGGGAACAGCGUCAUCACCUCAUAUGACAUCGAGUAUAAGAACAAGACCGAUUCCUGGGAGCUGAAGCAUGCCACUCGUAACAUCUCCCCCACCAACAAUCAGGCCAACAUAGUGGACCUCCACCCCGCCUCCGUCUACAGCAUCCGCAUGUACUCCUACAACUCCAUCGGCAAGAGUGAGGCCAGUAAAGAGCUAACCAUCAGCACUGAGGAAGCUCAACCUGACGGUCCUCCUAUAGACGUAAUCCUGCAGCCGGUGACCUCUCAGAGUAUCCGAGUCACUUGGAAGGCUCCCAGGAAGGAUCUUCAAAAUGGAGUAAUCCGGGGUUACCAGAUCGGUUACAGAGAGAACGGCCCAGGCAGCAAUGGCCAGUACAGCAUUGUGGAGAUGAAGGCGACUGGCGACAGCGAAGUGUACACACUAGACAACCUUAAGAAGUUUGCCCAGUACGGCGUGGUGGUCCAGGCCUUCAACAGAGCCGGGACCGGGCCUUCCAGCUCUGAGAUCAACGCCACCACACUAGAAGAUGUUCCCAGCCAGCCUCCUCAAAAUGUCCGCGCCAUCUCCGUCACGUCGGACGAGGCCGUCAUCUCCUGGGCCGAGCCCCCCAGGAUGACCCUGCACGGCAUUCUGAAGGGUUACCGUGUCGUCUUUUGGCCGAUCUUCCCGGACGGAGAGUGGGGUGAGAUGCAGAACAUCACCACCACCAAGGAGCAGGUGGAGCUAAGAGGCUUGGAGAAGUUCACCAACUACAGCAUCCAGGUUCUGGCCUACACUCAGGCUGGCGAUGGCGUGCGCAGCAAAGUCCUGUACCUCCAAACCCGAGAAGACUACCCUGGCCCCCCAGCUGGCAUCAAGGCUGUGCCCUCCUCUGCCAGCAGUGUGGUGGUGUCCUGGUUACCCCCUCAUAAACCGAAUGGUAUCAUCCGCAAGUACACCAUCUACUGCUCCAGCCCUGGAUCGGGCCAACCGAUGCCCAGCGAAUACGAAGCCAACCCACAACUCGUCUUCUACCGCAUCAGCCACCUUAACCACAGGCAGCAGUACCUGAUCUGGGCCGCAGCCGUCACCACUGCCGGACGGGGGAAUUUUAGUGAUAAGGUCACCGUGGAGCCUGCUGCCAAGGCCCCAGCUAAGAUCCUGUCCUUCGGGAGGACGGUGACCACUCCGUGGAUGAAAGAGGUUCGACUGCCCUGCAACUCUGUAGGAGAGCCGACACCGAGUAUUAAGUGGACUAAAGACAGUGAGAACACCGCCAUCCCAGUGUCUCUGGAUGGACAGCGCCUCAUCAUGACUAAUGGCACGCUGGUGCUGCGCUCUGUCAAAGCAGAAGAUUCUGGGUACUACACCUGCACGGCCACCAACACGCUGGGCUUUGACACCAUCAUCGUCAAUCUUUUAGUGCAAGUUCCCCCAGACCAGCCUCGUCUCACUGUGUCCACCACGUCCACCUCCUCCAUCACGCUAGCCUGGAUACCAGGAGACAAUGGCGGAAGCUCCAUCAGAGGUUUUGUGCUGCAGUACUCUGUGGACAACACAGAGGAGUGGAAAGAUGUGUUCAUCAGUUCCACCGAGCGCUCCUUCAAACUGGACAACCUGCGCUGCGGCACCUGGUACAAAGUCAAGCUGGCGGCCAAGAACAGCGUGGGGGCGGGACGCAUCAGCGAGAUCAUCGAAGCAAAGACCCACGGCCGAGAGCCCCAGUUCAACAAGGACCAGCCUGUCUUCACCCACAUCAACUCAAGCCACGCCCGCCUCAAUCUGCAGGGCUGGGCCAGCGGCGGCUGUCCAAUCAGCGCCGUGACUCUGGAGUUUCGCCCGAAAGGAACGUGGGCAUGGCAGAACGUGCGCACCAACGCCACCACUGACGUGUUCCUGGCCGAGCUGCGUGAGGCCACCUGGUAUGAGCUGAAGAUGAAAGCCUGCAACAGCGCCGGUUGUGGCAACCAGAGCUCCCAGUUUGCCACUCUGGAUUAUGACGGCAGCACCAUUCCUCCAAUCAAGUCUCCCCUGGAAAAAAACGACGACGUGAAGAAGCUGUUUUCUAUCGGCUGCCCUGUGAUCCUGGUCACUCUUGGCGUGGCUCUCCUCUUCAUCAUACGCAAGAAACGCAAAGAAAAGAGGCUGAAGAGACUCCGAGAUGCCAAAAGCCUGGCGGAGAUGCUGAUCAGCAAGAACAACCGAAGCUUUGAUACCCCGGUGAAGGGGCCGCCUCAAGGCCCGCGCUUACACAUCGACAUCCCGAGAGUGCAGCUGCUGAUCGAAGACAAAGAGGGCAUCAAGCAGAUCGGUGAGGACAAGGCCACCAUACCUGUGACAGACACGGAGUUCAAUCAGACCGGGAACCCCCAAAGCUUCUGCGCAGGUGUGUCCGUUCACCACCCUGCUCUCAUCCAGAACACUGGUCCUUUGAUUGACAUGUCAGACAUCAGACCAGGAACCAACCCCGUUUCCAGGAAGAGCAUCAAAUCCGCCCACAGUAUAAGGAACCGCUACUCCAGUCAGUGGACUCUGACCAAGUGUCAGGCCUCCACACCGGCCCGCGUUCUCGCCUCAGACUGGCGCACUGUCAGCUCGCAGCAUGGCAUCACCGUCACCGAAAGUGACAGCUACAGCGCCAGCCUCUCGCAGGACACAGAUAAGGGUCGUAACAGCAUGGUGUCGACAGAAAGCGCCUCAUCCACCUAUGAGGAGCUGGCCAGGGCGUACGAGCACGCCAAGCUGGAGGAGCACUUGCAACACGCCAAAUUCGAGAUCACCGAGUGCUUCAUUUCUGACAGCUCGUCCGACCAGAUGACCACGGGCACCAAUGACAACGGCGACAGCAUGACGUCCAUGAGUACGCCCUCAGAGCCUGGAAUUUGCAGAUUCACGGCCUCGCCGCCUAAACCCCAGGACUACGACCGAGGCAAGAAUGUUGCUGUGCCCAUCCCGCAUCGCGCCAAGAGUGACUACUGCAACAUCCCCCUCUACAUGAAGUCUGAUCCAUUCUUCCGAAAGCAGUCGGAGCAUCACGACCCGUGUCCAGUGGUCCCGCCCCGUGAAGCUUCCAUCCGUGGCCUGGCCCAGCGGGCCUACCACACCCAGGGCCGUCACAUGACUAUGGACUCUGCCAAGCAGCAGGCCGUCGCCAUGGGCCACUCCGGCCUGUCCAACCUCACGUCUUCUGGGGCUUCUACAGGAGGGGCUUCAGGAGGGAGUGCAGGAGGCAUGUCCACCAGCUCCAGCUGCUCCACGCUCCCCCAGAGGACUCUUACAAUGCCGGGCUCCUCAGCCGCGGGGGCUCAGAGUGCGGCCGCGGCCACAGCGGGCGGAGCAUCGUCAUCCUCCAGCGGGGCAGCAGGGGCCACAGGAGGCACCCCUGGCGGCGCCUCCUCCAAGGUGGGAGGAUCCAGAGACUCUCUCUUGGAGAGCAGCUCGUCAGGCUUAGGCAGACUACAGAAGCAGAGGGAUGGAGGGGCGGGGGCCUAUUCCAAGUCCUACACACUGGUGUAGCCCGGGCAUCAUGGUGGCCUACCUCUGGAACUUCUAUUAAAAAGAUUAGCCAGCGCUUGUCGGGAGCCUCUAUUGACGAGCCUCCAUUGACAAGCGGGCUGAUGGAGACACCAACGCCCAGCUCAUCCAUCGGUGCCUGCACUGUGCCAGGCUGCAGGGGGCUGCUCGGGCUCCCAUCGACACUGCAGUAAGGAGGAGUUUGGGUCUCCACAGCACAUGGUGGUGGCCUUUAUUUCUGCCUGAUCACCUUUCUGUUACUACUGCGUUUCCCCAUCUCUUUAUCUAUCCGCUACACGCUUUCAUCUUCUGGUUGGGCCAACAUAUGCACAAAACCCUUUCGAGCGUGGUUUGUUUUCUGGUUGCUCCAAUGUCACAGCAGGGCGGCGACGUUUUCCGGAUGGGGAAACGGCGGCAUUGCGCCAUGACGGGAUGGUAAAGGUAAAGAUUCGACAAGCAUCACAUUUACACUUGCACAAUUCAACAUGCACAAAAAGGAUCGGGAAGAAUCAGAUCUUAAUUUAUUCCUACGCCUUCUCCGUGUCCUGUAUUUUCAUGUUCGGAGGGAGGGAACAGAAUCCGAUGCAUUAAGCACCGUGGAGAAAUCUCUUUAACAUGCAAUGUAUUGAAGAUCUGAGUGUCAUGUGCACUUUGGUUCCGGGAGGGGGGGGUCCUCAAGCCUACGUGUGUGUGGGUGUACAGUAUAUGUGUAAAUAUACAGUAUAUGUGUGGAGGGCACACAAUGUUUUUAUUUAAGGGUGCGUUCACACUUGUCGUGUUUGCUUGGAUUAAAAUCAACGCUGGUGUGUUUGCUCUGCUUGUGCGAUUCGUAGUACAUCCAUCGUUUAUUUUAGAAGCUUUUCAUGAAAUCUAAGCCGGUAAAUAACGCAAAAUCGAAAAAUAAGCUACCUAGGUCACAAAAGCUAUCCAAUCAUGUAGUUACUUGUGUUUUUACUGCACCGUGACAAAAAUGCCAGCUAAGCAAACUGUACCGAAGUGUGCACUAAGUAUUAUUUUUGGACCAGAGUACCGAACCACAAGUGUGAACACAACCUUAUAGUCAGUACGGUGGUACCUCAGUUUUUGUAAGUAAUCCGCUCAAAAGGGUCAAAUCAAAGCAAUGUUUUUUGAAAAACAAAAACUAUAAAUCCAAAUCUGUUCCAGGCACUUCACUUAACAAUAUAUAUUUUAUAGGAAAUAAUUAUAGUUUUAUAUGCAAGAAACAACGUGAAAUACAUAUUAAAUUAAAGUACCAGUGAUUGUCACACACACACUAGGUGUGGCGAAAUUAUUCUCUGCAUUGGACCCAUCACCCUUGAUCACCCCCUGGGAGGUGAGGGGAGCAGUGGGCAGCAGCGGUGGCUGCGCCCAGGAAUUUAUUUUUGGUGACUUAACCCCCAAUUCCAACCCUUGAUGCUGAGUGCCAAGCAGGGAGGUAAUGGGCCCCAUUUUUAUAGUCUUUGGUAUGACUCGGCCGGGGUUUGAACUCACAACCUACCGAUCUCAGGGGCGGACACUCUAAUAAAUGAUGAAUGAAAUGGACAUAUGAAAAUUAUUGAAGACUAAAAAGCGGAGAGCCAGGAAGGAAAGGGAAGAGCCACACUGAGGACGUCUUUGUACAUUGCUACAAACUAUUUCUUGAAUUCAGAAUCAGCUUUAUUGACCAAGUAUGUUUAACACACAAGGAAUUUGAUUUGGCUCUCGUGUUCAAUGUAAAACAAAUAUAAUAUAAAUGAUGAACUAAAACAAUGAACAAGUACUUAAACAAAUGUGUGCUAGGCUAUUAAUAGUGCAGUGGUGAAUAGAGCAAAGCAAAAAGAUGAUGAGGUGAGCAUGAUGCCAGGUACAAAUACUGAUGACAUAUAUUAAACAAGACAAGAAGCAAGGAAUUACUCAGAGACAGAAUUCAAUUUAGCUCAAUUGAGGAGAAACGCAUAGACACUGUAAGCUUGCACAGUGUCGUCCCACGCUUUGACGAAAGAUUGUACGCCUCCUCUUUUAUUUGGACUUUCCCUGAUUACAUGGCAACAGCUGUUUCUAAAGGAAGGGGGUCGUAAACAGCCGCUGCCUUUGGUCACAAAACUGUUCAAAGAAAAGGUGCCUGGAGGGGAGUCAGGCACCCUCUCAGCUUUGUAGAUCUCGGGUCAAGACAAAAUCUUCCCGUGGAUUACAAUAGAAGAAAGAAACCGACUCCUUCAUGUCGCUUCCCAUCCUACACAGUGGAGUUUUACAAGCUCUUACAAGAGCUUUUGGCCUCUCGCAGGGCGAGCUGAACUCAAUGUAACACAACGUUUUGUGAUAACUUAGAUACAAUUAUUCUGACACGUGAGUUAGUACAUUCAUAGUGACAGA